Messenger RNA from Aspergillus homomorphus CBS 101889, 768 nucleotides. RefSeq lists its product as uncharacterized. Lineage: Eukaryota; Fungi; Ascomycota; Eurotiomycetes; Eurotiales; Aspergillaceae. The record is from RefSeq and is a predicted model, not a curated record. The transcript has a single exon. The coding region runs from base 129 to 656 and encodes 175 amino acids.
GUGUUGGAUCGAUCUAUGACGGCAUGGUACCCCUUGGUAUCUUGUAGACCUGUUUCCUUUUCACUAGAAGAUGUUUUGGUUUCCGAGCCCGGGUCGAGCCUCGAUCUCGGUCUCUGCCCCGAGACUCCAUGCCCGGCCUGUGCUCGAUGAUUCAACCGGUCAUCUGUUCAUGUGUUUGCUCUGCGUUCUCGGUGUUACGGCGAAAGCAACUUCCAGGCCUUUGGACUUCAUUCCGUGUCGUAUCGUGUCUUGUGUUCCAACUUUCUACGCAUGGGAGAUUUGUGGAAAAUCCUUCCAGCGCCAACGAGGAGUCGCCUGGGAUUGAUGGUUACAAGAAAGGCAUUACUGCCCCUGAUCGUUUCGGUUCAUUCGGAUUCGACCUAUGUCACCCCCGGGGGUGUGGGGCUCUGACCCUAUCUACUCCGCCGGCGUCAUUUUGUGCCUGCGAGCACAGUGACCACGAUGGUCUCCUCGACGUUUUUUGUUCAUUAAUUCGCAACCCUCUCCGCCGACGAUUCAGGGAGGCGAUCGAUCGACCUUUGCAUCCGAGCCAGUCCGUCAGUCAUUAUUUCAAUCAUCUCUUUAAUCAUGUUGUUGCUUUUGUUCUGGAAGCGUGGAAAUUAGGCAGCAUCUCCUUUGCACACAUUGUCUCAUAGUGUCGUCGUGUCUUCAUUUUUCUCUCUUUUUUCCUUCCUGCGUCUGCAGUGGUGUUUGUUAUGUGUGAGUGUGUGUGUGUAUGUACAGCGAUUUUUCUUUCCUAGAAGUGGU